This is a messenger RNA of Equus quagga, 1211 nucleotides long. It is a transcript of the gene EXOSC6, whose product is annotated as exosome component 6. The transcript has 2 exons. NCBI's taxonomy places the organism in Eukaryota, Metazoa, Chordata, Mammalia, Perissodactyla, Equidae. Gene Ontology annotation, biological process: rRNA catabolic process; nuclear mRNA surveillance; poly(A)-dependent snoRNA 3'-end processing. The coding region runs from base 19 to 759 and encodes 246 amino acids. The record is from RefSeq and is a predicted model, not a curated record. Gene Ontology annotation, cellular component: nucleolus; nuclear exosome (RNase complex); cytoplasmic exosome (RNase complex).
CACACGCCCGGGGCCGCCAUGCCCGGGGACCACCGCCGCAUCCGCGGCCCGGAGGAGUCGCAGCCGCCGCAGCUGUACGCCGCCGACGAGGAGGAGGCGCCCGCCGCUCGCGACCCGACGCGGCUGCGGCCCGUGUACGCGCGCGCCGGGCUGCUGAGCCAGGCCAAGGGCUCGGCCUACCUGGAGGCGGGGGGCACCAAGGUGCUGUGCGCCGUGUCUGGUCCGCGCCAGGCCGAGGGCGGCGAGCGCGCUUUCGCGGGCCGCCGGCGCCGCGCGCCCCCGGGGGGUGGCGAGGAGCGCGAGCUGGCGCUGGCCCUGCAGGAGGCGCUCGAGCCGGCCGUGCGCCUGGGCCGCUACCCGCGCGCGCAGCUCGAGGUAUCGGCGUUGCUGCUCGAGGACGGCGGCUCGGCCCUGGCCGCCGCGCUCACGGCCGCCGCGCUUGCCCUGGCCGACGCGGGCAUCGAGAUGUACGACCUGGUGGUGGGCUGCGGCCUGAGCCGUGCGCCGGGGCCCGCGCCCACCUGGCUGCUGGACCCCACGCGGCUCGAGGAGGAGCGCGCCGCCGCCGGCCUCACGGUGGCGCUCAUGCCCGUUCUCAACCAGGUGGCCGGGCUGCUGGGCAGCGGGGAGGGCGGCCCGACCGAGAGCUGGGCUGAGGCCGUGCGCCUGGGCCUCGAGGGCUGCCAGCGCCUCUACCCCGUCCUGCAGCAGUGCCUGGUGCGGGCCGCCCGCCGGAGGGACGCCGCCGCGCCGCUCUGAACCAGAAGCCAGGGCAACGACGGACGCCGUGGACCGAGCUGCCGCGAUCCCCGAAAGGACCCGCCCCUUCGGCUUCCAUGCUGGGCUGAGCUGAGAACUCAGAGCGCGGGAGAGGAUCUGGGGAGGCCUGCGCGGAACUGAUGCCCUGGACAGGUGUGUUGGAAGGGCUUUUUAUGAAUUGUUCCGUUAAAGAAACUUUACUUGAGCUGGCUGCCAUCUACGACCCAGUUGAAGAAACCUGUGAUGCAGCCUGACUCCCAAGUUCGAAAGGACUUCAACUGGACUUACGAGACCUGGAGCUAUGGUCUUGUAAGGGGUGGACCCUAUUGCAGGCCAGCCAGUGACUCCCUCCUGUAUAGCUGGGCUGCUUUUGAGGGAAUGGACAAGGAAGCUGUGCCUUCUCACUUACAGCUGAGCUAAAACAAAAACAAAACUGUUUUAUAUCUGAAAAA